GAAAACUUUGAUGGUUUCGUCAGGAAUUCGAGACCUCAACUGGUUACUAAUUUUUUUGACCUUAUCAAAACUGCGUUGAAAAUUUUUUUCCAGGCGCUAACCGAAAUUUGCCCGUCGAACGGUUGAUGCUCGUUCACAAUAGAACCACGCAAAUGCAUUAUUUAUCAGUUUUAAUGAUGUUUUCGUUGAUAUUAUCAUCUUAUUAUUUAAGAUGAUUCACGCAUUGAUUCAAAAUUGAUAUGUAUUGGAAAAAAACAAUUUUGUUUAGUAAACUGUAUACUAUUCCUCUAGCUCUUACAUUCCCAAGUCCAUACUUGCGAAGUGUUUAGAUUGUAUCCGUAGUUGAGGUGUGUAAAUCCCAUGCAAUUAAACAGGAAACUCGCAAUUUCCUUCGUUUGAAAAUCCCGCAGGAGUCUCCCCCUAAACAGGAGUUCGUUAGUUCGAGUUCCCUCGUACAGAUACCGUUCGAAAGCCAAAAUGGCCGGCAUCGAUGCCGGCGUCGGCAUCGAUUUUGUGGGAUAUUGCGCGAGCAGCGCGCGUAAAAUCACAAACUACAGAUUCUCGUCGUUACCAACAACCAACACAUAUCCGCCGACUUGCUUCUUAUACAUAUCAAAUUCGAGCCGACCAAAGGGAAUCCAUGGAAGGAGGACCAGCGGAAAUGUGGAAAUAAUCGAGCGGAAUUGACACGGAACGUCCGCGGGUAUGUUUCGAUGUUUCGGUUUUCCGGUGACUUAGCGGUAUGUUUUGUGAUUCCGGUGGAAAAACUUGACUAAAAUGUUGGGGAAUAGAGGACCUGGGCCUCCGUGGACGUUGUUUCUUUUUGUUUGUGCUUUAUUCGCUAUUGUGCCACUACAAAUCCAUGCUGAAAAAACUAAAAAAUACUCCAUGCAGUCGUUGUGCAAAAGCCACUUCCUGCAGAACCUGUACAGGAAAAUAGACGGCGCGCUGCUUUGGUCGCAAAACGAGAGAAAUUUGGACUGCAUCAUUACAUUUCAAACGCACUCGAUCCUCCAGAGGUUCAUGCUUCGCUUCGAUUUCCUCCAAUUGGACUGCAACGAUCAUUUGUACAUUUACGAUGGCGCCCACGCCGUUGGAACCUACAAAUUCGAUUUGUCCUGCAAGAACACAAAACAAAAUCUUGGGGCCAUGUUUACUCGAACUAACUAUGUUACGCUCAAGUACGUGACUGAUGCUUGGGGCACCGAUUCCAAUGGUUUCAAGCUGGUGAUUACGGCCGUAAAGGACCCCAAACACGCUUGCACUGAAUUUCGAUGCAACUUGCGCGAGUUUUGCAUCGCCACUGAAUUGGUAUGCGACGGAAUCAACCAUUGUGCUGAUGGAUCAGACGAAACGUCCACUAACUUAUGUAAAAACAGCGAGACGGGCACCAUUCUGGGAAUCGAAGUGACGUGGUUCGUGGUGGUCGUCGUCAGCGCCCUGCUGGUCCUGCUGGUCCUCGUCGUCGGCGUGUCCUUCUGCAUUUGCAGGAUGGGCUGGUUGUACACCUCCACCGGUAACGGGACGGUCCAGCAGCAGAACGCCUCGUACUCUCUCCAACAAAUGUACGGUUCGAACGGCGCCAUGAAGCCCAGCUCGGGCAGCAUGACGCAGCUGACCGUGACUGCGACCGGUCCCGGCAGCAUCCACCAGCAGCCGGGAAACUGGCGCCACCCUGCGGGCCCACUCGGGUUCCUCCACAGCACGCCGGCCCGGGCCCGCCUCUACUGCCAGGCAAAGUGAGACUGGCCCCCGCCAAUGGCGGCGGCGCCGAAACGGAUCACGUCUCUCAAAGCCAAAAGGACGAGUGGUUCGUCUAGCAGUCGAGGCGACCGGGUCGUAGCCUGCAGGGUGAGUCGAACGCGGAACCCAUCGUUCGACCAGUAACAUCAGUUUCUUCAUCAUCCAGUUUCCUUCUACCAUCGACAAUUGCACCCUCCUUUUCGACGUGUGAUUGGCCGCUUAAGUGUAAGGACAAUAUUCUUAUUUACCUCUUUAGUUCGAACAGCGCAAUUUUGAGUAUCUUCCUUACAAAUAACGAACGAUGAGAAACUCAUUCGUUGUCUAUUCUUUGCGUUUGAAAUGGUGUUGUUGGGUUGAUUGCUUGAUGUAUAGGUGGAUUCUCACUGUAUAAAUUCGAAUAAAAUUAACAACCCAACAUCGCUGGGCGCUUUUAUUUCCUUCCUUCGAAACUAAUUCUUAUAAAUGGUCUACCUUUAAUUAAACAUAAAUAUAUUUUAAAGACUCAACCGAUUUUUAGGUCUUAGGAUAAAUUGAGACAUUUUGUGAGAGACAAUAUGUACUUUUAUCACUACUAUCUAGUAAUAUUUGAAAUUAUCCUUAUCAAUGUCAACGUGUAGCCUAAAACUUAGCUAAUAAAUGAAACUAGUCGAAUUUUUUUGGUUUUUUCGGCGAGGUCGGCGGGAGUAAAUUUUGUAAAAAUUUGUUCAGUUUCGUUUUUAAUCCGGAUCGCGGUUGAAUAGUCACUCAGCUCUGUACUGCCGAUGUGAAUAUUAAUAUAGCUUAGGUGUUGUAUUAAAGCAUAUGUGAAAUGUUUCAAUUCGAUUAGGGCCCAGUCAAUGGACGUUUUUUUUUAAUAAAAACUUUGCACAUAGUUUUUAAUUGCUGUUUCUAACGGAACGAAUGCUCUUAAUACAACAAACUACGGUGAAUUUGCGUAUCGCUAUUCGAUGAAGUGCUUGGGGAAGUAAAGUAUAAUACGCACAUAGCCCAUUUUUAAAACAAUUUACACUGGUAUGUAUAACUCAUAGGCGAGGAACAGUUUGAUUUGUAUAGCACUAUACAAAAGUCUUAAGGGACUCUAAUGUAUGUAGAUUAAUCAAUUAAUAUACUAAUGUGAAAGCAGUACAAUUAGAUGCAUCUACAGGGUAAAAAAUUGUAGGACAAUUUUAAAAAUAAAACGCGUUUUUAGGGUUGAUUAAUAACUGCAUAUCAUUAUUAGUUGGUACAAUAAAACUAAUUAUCAUCUACCGAUCUAUCAUCCAAUGAACAAAAAAUAAUUCUACUGCAUUCACACUGUAUUGUAAAUGAAGUAAAUAUAUAGAAAAAAAAGUAUAAAUUUUGUUAUUCCCAAGUGUUUUGCAACAAGUUUCAGUGAAGCUCAACAACGUUUAAUAGUUGAGUAUCUUAAAGUAAUUCUCAAGUACUUGUAGGUAAUUUAUCACUGUAAUAAGUGGAUUGAAUAAUACUUAGAUUAAUAAUUACUUAUAAUGAAAGAAAACGCAAUGAAAAGUCACUCGAAUCUCGUAUACAAUACUAAAUUUGCCAAAUAAGUUAAGGUAAGUCAGCAUUUUCAUUCACUGAGAUUUGUUCGAAGCUAAAUUAAUUGAAGAAUACUCUAAAUAAUUUUUACGAUUUUUUACUGUAGUUAUCUCGAAUAUGUUUAUAAUACUUAAUAUCUAUAGGAGUUUUAGACGGAUAUAGAAUGCUUACUAAGGUAACAAUUUAGGAGACAAUGCUUAUUUUGAGAAAAUAAAUCGUUGCUUUAUUAACAACAACAACCAGUGAGCAAAUCCUUUAAAUGCCCAUAUCAGGUAUUUUCGAAGCAAUAAUAUACAUAUCAUUAUUUUUGUAUUGAAUAACAAAAGUUUAUAAAUUUAUUAAAAAAAUUCAAAUUUAAGUAAACAGUGCCAUUAUAUCUAAAAAAAACAUUCAAAAAUCUUACAACCAACAUAAUCAAUGUUUUCAGCGAUUUGCUCACGCGUUGCUAUAUAGGAAAAUUUUUGUGUAAAAUCGUAUAAACUGGAAAUAUUUUAGUGAAAAUAGAAAAUUAUUUUAUGGGCUUAUCACUUGUAUUUAUCACAUAUCAUGUAAAGUAAAUAGUGCGACAUUGAUUAAUUUCGGUUUAAUCGCUAAUUUAAAACAACAAUUAACGUUUACUUCAGAGAUUAAUCAGUAAUCGCAUACAUAGCUUGGUGUUACAGAUUGUCCAAAAGCUAAAUAUUUUUUACAUUACACAGUCAUCUCAUCAGUUUUCGUUCAACAUUCAUAAUUAAUAUUGCUAGGGAAAUCGUACGAAUACACAUAACAAAUCAUUUUUAUACUCGACAAAUUUGAAACGAGAAAUUAGUUGCAUAAUAUUCCUUAUAUUUGUAAACUUUUUUAAUGAAAAAGAAAACGAACAAAAGAAAAAAUUCGUAUUCGGUAUGGAAAUGAUGGGAUAAGCGGGAGAGCUCGAACAAACUGUUGACCAAAACGUUAUAGGAAAAAAUUUACGGUCCCCUCUUAGCAAAAUUAUUUAUUAAAAUGUCCGUGUGUGUUCUAAAUGGAGUACAGAAAUGUUUAUUUAAUAAAAAGAUGAAU
Phyllotreta striolata is the source of this 4323-nucleotide messenger RNA. The record is from the annotation of a GenBank genome assembly. NCBI's taxonomy places the organism in Eukaryota, Metazoa, Arthropoda, Insecta, Coleoptera, Chrysomelidae.